Molecule: messenger RNA, 780 nt
Organism: Ostertagia ostertagi
Lineage: Eukaryota; Metazoa; Nematoda; Chromadorea; Rhabditida; Trichostrongylidae
Source: the annotation of a GenBank genome assembly
AUGGAAAAGACAUUCACCGAUUUCGUGCAUCAGCACAUUGACACACACCUGAACGUCGUAAUUGAUAUUAAAUUCAAAAACGCGUUGUUCGAUCCACUGAGUUAUUUGCCGAGUGUGGAACGAGCAUGUCGAAGUCAACGAAUUGAGAGAAAACAUGGCGAUAAGUUCUCCAUGCACCGCUUGGUGUUUCUAUUCGGAUGUGAUCGAGUAGAAAAGGAGUGUUUCAGCGAUGAAGAGGAAUUAACAGAGCACAGUCUAAACCUUGUCAGAAGUACGUUCGCUCAUGUCUACUUUGAGCGAGUGCUGAUGAGGGAGGUGCAAUGCUUUGAAGACUUCAUAUCGCUUCUGGAGGGAAUUGGACAAGCACAUAUCCCACCAUUACGGAAGGGGAAAUCGAACGAUCAUUGUCGAGAAGUGAUGUCGGAGACAGCAGAUUCCGAUUUCACAAAGAAAAUGUUACUGCUGGCGGAGCGAUACUCUCUGGACGUUCUAAAAAUGGUCGCAAGUGGAGUGUUGGUGGAUCAGAUUAUCGCGCAUUCAAAUCCACCAGGCGAACUCGUCAGUAUAACGCAUGAGCUUAAACGAAUGGCCAGUGAAAUUCAGGACAGUCUGCCUCCCGAUCCAUCUACUCCAGCUGAAGAAAUGCUUGUCGGUUCAGUGGUUGAAGACCUCCAAUCGCUGACUCGACGCGUGCGACGAGUUUCACUGUCGCAUUCGCCCUCAUCCACUGUGUCCAGCCCGUCCUGCACACCCACCAGGUGGUGCGACUCCCACCGAUGA